UUGUUCCAACAAGUUUUACCUGUUUGGCCUGCCCGAGGAUAUGAGGUAAAGCUAAAGCACACCUCCCCGAGAUAUGCACUUAUAGAGUAAACACCAGUGGUGUCCCAAUGGCUGACAGACCCACAUCAGUAGACUGCUGGAAUUACUUAAAUGGUUCUCUACUGGAUGUUAAGGUUUACACAGCCAAUGAAAAAGAGCCAGAAGACCGAAACCUGUGGCCCAGACCACUGGCUCGAAAAUGGACCGUGAUGCUGUUUAUGGGCACCUGCCUCCUCUACUGUGCCAGGAUGGCCAUGCCAAUCUGUGCAGUGUCAUUGGCAACCUCUUUUCACUGGAGUAAGAUCGAUUCUGGGCUAGUUCUGGGUGGAUUCUUCUGGGGUUACUGUUUCACACAGAUCCUUGGAGGACAUGCCAGUGACAAGAUGGGAGGAGAGCGUGUCGUGUUCAUCUCUGCAGUCUCGUGGGCUCUGAUCACAGCUGGUACUCCUCUUCUGGCCCACUUAGGCUCUCACACCCUCGCCCUCUUGACUAUGGCCCGAUUCCUUAUGGGACUGACACAGGGAGUUUUUUUUCCGUCUUUGGCCAGCCUUUGCUCACAGCGUGUAGUGGAAGGAGAGAGAGGGUUUUUAAUGAGCACCAUGACCAGCGGUUCACAUCUUGGAACAUUGCUAGCAGGUGGGAUGGGGUCCCUGAUGCUGGACUCAUACGGUUGGGAGAACAUGUUUUACACUAUUGGUUUCCUGUCCGGACUCUGGGCACUUAUUGUUUGGCUGUGUUUACUAAAAGGUUCAGAAUUCCCCACUAAGCAGAUGGAAACAAGUAAAGACCCACAAUGGAGUUUGUCAAGAACAUGCUGGCUGAGUCUCCUAAAGAAGCCACCUGUCUGGGCCAUGGUGUUUGCUCACAUGUGCUUGUCCAGCUCUUUCUACAUUUUGUUGUCAUGGUUGCCGACAUACUUCAAAGAAUCAUUUCCACAUGCCACGGGAUGGGUAUAUAAUGUAAUUCCAUGGCUUGCUGCAACUGUAUCAGCACUUGUUGGAGGAUAUAUCUCAGACUUUCUCAUCAACCAAAGAUAUAGUGUAGCAUUGGUGAGAAAGAUAAUGCAGUUCUUUGCCAUGGGUGUAUCGAGUAUAUUUAUUGUGCUUCUGUCUGGAGCGGUCACAUUUCCCACUGCUGUGAUUUGCAUCUCUGCUGCUGUUGGUCUAUCCACCUUCAGCAUCAGUGGUGUGUCAGUGAAUGUACAGGAUCUCGCCCCAUCAUGUGCUGGUGCCCUCUUUGGUUUCAUGAAUAUGUUGGGUGCUUUCAUGGGACUGGUGUCGGUCUCCCUGUCAGGUUACCUGAUUGAGGUCACGCUGUCGUGGGCCACCGUGUUCUCCCUCAUCACUUUAGUAAAUGUCACAGGCCUCGGGAUUUUCCUCAUUUUAGGAGAUGCUAGUCGUGUCGACCUGGAAGAUUACAGCCGGGUUAUUGUGAUUUGACCCAGACAGUUUUGUUGCAAAUAACAGUCUGUAGCUGAUUUGUGAGACUGGACAUUAAAUUCACAUCUCUAAUCAUCAGAGUCAUUCUUUGCUGUAACUGGCUGCGAAGAAUGCACACUACAGUAUUAACAUGAUGUACUUGUUUGGGAUGGUAUAAAGUCGUGUUUUCUUUGUCAUUAAUUUGACAAGCGGAUCACAUUCUUAUUGAUCAUAAAUGUGAAAGUACUGCAACAUCCCCUUUUGAAAGUGAAGUCACUAAAAUAUUGUAUGCAUUUUUUUGCAUUGUGCUUACUGUAAGUCACAGUGACUGCAUUGUACAAAUGUGUAUGACUGUAGGGAAGUUUGAUUUCCACAAAAAUGUUUACAUUACUAAUGACUACAUGCAGAAAUGCAAGUUGCUGGUUUAGAGAUUCAUUUUAACCCAACUAUAUCAGGGGAAAUUAAGUAAAGUGUCUAUUUGUCAGAUUUGUUGACAUGAGACUUUACUUACUUAAGAUUUAAAUCAGUUUGGACCUGUAUAGCACUACAAGAUGAACAGGUUUGUUUUGCCUCAAGAUAAGGCAACAAUUAUAUAGCCUACUUUUUUUUUUUGAAAAGCUAAACAAUUACAAAAUGCUGCAUCUUUUAUUACUCAAACAGGAGUAAAUAAUGCAUUUGUUGGGGACUAUUUUCUGCUGCAGAUUUGAUGCUUUUAUUAUUUAAGUUGGAAGUUGGAUGCACCCGUAAGUCGUACCUAUUAGCUCUGGUAUAUGGAUUUAUAAUUAGAUUUUAAGUAUUUAUUAAACUAAACAUAUUUUGAAAAGAGUGUUUCAGUGGUAUUGUACAGUUUGGUUACAUUGUAAAGUCACUUUUAUACAUAUAUUAUUGUUUGAUAUAGCCAAUUAAAUGUUAAUAAAUUACCGUUAAGGCUGUCAGUUGUAAAUGUCCGUUUUUCUUGCUUGUGUUUUUUCAGAGUUCUGCACACUUACCAAAAACAUG
Messenger RNA from Sander lucioperca (pikeperch), 2456 nucleotides. RefSeq names its product solute carrier family 17 member 9-like. The transcript is spliced from 13 exons. The record is from RefSeq and is a predicted model, not a curated record. The coding region runs from base 108 to 1478 and encodes 456 amino acids. Gene Ontology annotation, biological process: transmembrane transport. Gene Ontology annotation, molecular function: transmembrane transporter activity. Gene Ontology annotation, cellular component: membrane. NCBI's taxonomy places the organism in Eukaryota, Metazoa, Chordata, Actinopteri, Perciformes, Percidae.